This is a messenger RNA of Macrosteles quadrilineatus (aster leafhopper), 2125 nucleotides long. Its product is annotated as palmitoyltransferase ZDHHC20-B-like. The record is from RefSeq and is a predicted model, not a curated record. Gene Ontology annotation, biological process: synaptic vesicle maturation; protein targeting to membrane; peptidyl-L-cysteine S-palmitoylation. NCBI's taxonomy places the organism in Eukaryota, Metazoa, Arthropoda, Insecta, Hemiptera, Cicadellidae. The coding region runs from base 189 to 1310 and encodes 373 amino acids. Gene Ontology annotation, cellular component: Golgi apparatus; endoplasmic reticulum. Gene Ontology annotation, molecular function: protein-cysteine S-palmitoyltransferase activity. The transcript has 10 exons.
CUAGUUCUUCUAGCUAGGCCUAGUUGUCUACACAAUCGUUUUGUUGGUUUUAGUCAACAUUAGCUUUAACGCCCAAGUUUUUUAUAAUGUAGCCGACUUAAAUAUUUUGAGAAAUUAUUUAAGUAUUUAGCGUAGAUUAGAAAAAUAAUUAUUGUUUUAAUUUUUUGUUAUGACAGAACACAAUAACGAUGGCUACAGGUUCAGAGUUUGGUUCUUAUAAUAGUCCGUGUGGAUGGUGUGUGAAAGCGGUGAAGUGGAUCCCUGUUUUAUUUAUCGUUUGUGUAAUAAUUUGGUCUUACUAUGCUUAUGUGGUUCAGCUAUGUUUGCUUACGGUGCCUAAUGCAUAUGAGAUGGUGUUGUACUUAAUUGGCUACCACAUAGCUUUUGUUGUAUUUGUAUGGGCAUACUAUCAAACGGUGUUCACACCAAUCGGUACAGUUCCUCGGGGGUUUAAGCUACCUAAAGGAGAUCUUGAGAGACUACUUCAGGCAGAUUCAGAAGAACAACAUCGGCAAGUAAUAGAAACAUUCGCAGCAUCACUUCCCAUCACAAACAGAACUGUCACUGGGGCAAUACGCUACUGUGAAAAGUGCCAGCAAGUGAAGCCGGACAGAGCGCACCAUUGUAGCGUGUGUGGCACGUGUGUCCUCAAGAUGGACCACCACUGUCCGUGGGUCAACAACUGCGUGUCGUUCACCAACUACAAGUUUUUCAUUUUGUUCUUGGGAUACGCUCUUGUCUACUGCAUUUACAUUGUUCUCACAAGUUUGCAGUACUUCAUCCACUUUUGGAGGGGUGACCUGACAGGGAUGGGGCGUUUCCAUAUCCUGUUUUUAUUUUUUGUCGCAGCCAUGUUUUCUGUCAGCCUCGUGUCACUUUUUUGCUACCAUUGUUACUUGGUGGCACACAACAGGUCAACAUUAGAGGCAUUUCGAGCACCCAUAUUCCGCACUGGAGUUGACAAGAAUGGCUUCAGUUUAGGAGCCUACAACAAUUUCCAGGAAGUAUUCGGUGACAACAGAUCAACCUGGUUUCUCCCCAUCUUCACAAGUUUGGGGGACGGCAUAAGAUACCCUGUACGAAGCCAGCACCAUAAUGGCCAAUACAACUCUGUUGGUGUGACAGUAAACAGCCUGGGGGACGGAGUUGUUUAUCCUCAACGGAUGAUGGAUGAGGCGACGGAUCAGCUGCUCGGCGGCCGACAACACUGGUCUGAGGACGAGUCACCCACACAUACACACUCAGCACAUCAAAGUUUAGCUGAGAUUCCCGAGCACGGAACCGGCUCCGGUCUGAUGCAAGUGGUCUAACCUUUUCCCAGGUUCCUGAAAUCAGCAGCUGCUUUGCUUAGUGUUAGUCUAUGUAACAUAAACCACAUAUGUAUAAUAUGUUACAUAUCGCACUAUGUACAAUGUACAGAAAUUUUAAUUAGCUGUUAAGAUGUUUUGUGCAAAUUUGUUAUUUUUAUAAUACACGUUUAUUUGUCACUAUGAUUAAAGGUAAGGCGGACCAUAAAGAGCAUAUGUGAGACAAGGAAUUGAAUUGAAUUGAAAUUUUAAGCAGUGGAUACAAUUGAAACAUUAGAAAUGCUAAUUAUUGUAAGAGUGGUAUUGAUAAUUGGUGUGCGAAAACUUUGUAGCAAUAACUGUCUAAAAUUGAAUUUUCUACAUUAAAUAUUAUCUACAUGCAAUAUUUUACUGUUGCAUAGAAUGGCUUGGAACAGUUUAUUUGUUACUUUCGACCAGUCGGUAGAUCCAGUUUAGGUUGAUCACAGUAAAUUAAAACUGAUCCAAUGAUUAUACAGGGUGUUGAAAAUGUCUGGAACCAACAUUAUAUCUGGUGAGUGGUUAAAGAAAAACAAAUGAUAUUUUGUGUACGGAUAUAGUAUGGUUUUACCUAUCUUUUGGUGCCUUAUGAAAAUUUUUACCACUUAUAGGGAACGUCCUGUGGAGGAUGCAGUAAUAAUUUUAAAUGGAAGCCUAUGGUAAAUGAUAAAUCAUUUUAAAGGCCAUUUUUCUCUGAGUAAGGAGCCACAAGUUUCAUCUCAAAAGGACCACCCUAGCAAAAAUGACGACUGUUUGAAAUUUAAAUAACCGCUUAUAGGGAACGUCCUGUGGAGGAUGCA